CCACCAAGCAUGACCCAGUUCAUGAAUGACCCAGCCAACUUACAAGCCAUCCAGGGCUUUGGCCAGGUCAUGGCCAUGUGCCAACAGAAUGGGGGAAUGCCUUUCCUCCCAGGCAUGUUUCCAUUCGCCCUUCCAGGUGCUGGAACGAUGCCCCUUCAAGCUCCGAUGGCAGUGACGCCAUUCCAGACGCCGGUGCCGCAACCAUCACCUUUCCAGCCGCAGCUAGUCAGCGCUGUGGCCCCCAUCAACUUGACUGGUGCGCUUAACGCCGCAGGGCCAUCGCGUCCCCCGCAAGGUACGAAUCCGCUAAUCACUCCGGAUGGUCACUGCGUCUCGGUUGAAAGUGGAGACGACGAGUGGGACAUUCCAAGGACCCACAAGAAAAAGAAGGGAAAAACCAUCCGACCCGCCACCUCCCGAAACUCCGCCUUCAAAAGGCUGGGGGAUAGAGAGGAGGGCCAGAGAAAAUCAGCCAAGCUAAGGCUGGGGCAAAGCGUUGCCCAUGUCAGCGCUUUCGCCCGGUUAAGCGAGAUGAGGGAGGCCGAGCCUGCACGCACCCAACGCUCCCGGUCAAACAGGCAGGAGCCAGCCAGGACGAGGGCCUCUCGCCAGGAAGAAGAAGCAGAAAGCCAGCCUAGGGUGCCGGUGGCUAAUCGGUUAACCACCCGCAAUGAUCGCGUCCAACAGAUGGAGGCAAAGCUAGAGAGGCUGGAGAAGAAGGUUGGAGAGAAGAAUGACCGGGACAAACCCCUCGCAGGGUCCCCGUUCACUACAAGGGUCCAUCUGACACCUUUCCCACGAAAGGUCAAGAUAGACGCCCCAAGAUUCACCGGGAAGGAAGAUCCAGAAAUUCACCUAGACUCCUUCAAUCAGAGUGCAACCAUGAAUGGUUGUACAGACGAAGAAAAGUGCCUCCUUUUCUUCCAAACUUUGCGAAAUCGAGCUACUGAAUGGUUCAACAAGCUUUGCCCAGGAAGCAUUGACUCAUUCAGUGACUUGGCCUCAAAGUUCAAGGCCAAGUUCCAGGAGAACUGUACUAAGAGGAAGAAAUUCACCUAUCUUAGUACAGCCGGGCAGAGGGAAUCUGAAAACCUCACUCAAUUCCUUACCCGGUGGAAAGAGGAGGUAGACAAGGUUGAGGAGAUGGACGACAAGACGGUGUUGUCCCUCCUCCUGAACGGCUUGCGUGCUGGGGAACUUUACAAGGAGUUCUGCCGAAAACCCCCGGCCACGUAUCAGGAAGCCUACCAUACUGCAUGGGAGUUCGCCGAGGCUGAGACUCAACUCCGGGCGAAGAAAGAAGCCGAGCAUGGUUACAAGCCUAAGCCGGUGAAAGUCAAGAAGGAAGAAGUGCCGGUACCCAGCCGGCCAAGGCACCACUAUGACCCGGUAGUCCGAGUGGUCAAUUCAGAAGAAUGCCAGGAGAUCAGGAAAGCACCGGUCAAUCCUCCGGACAAUCCUAUCGGUCAGACUGGCCGUCAGUGGUCGGGCACCUAUUGUUCGUACCACAGGUCAAAUUCCCAUAGCACUUCCGAAUGCAAGAGUGUUAAGGGGGUAAUCCGGCAGAUGAUAGACAGCGGAGAACUGGGCAAGGAUUAUCUGCAGAAAGCCCAGGAAAAGAACCAUCAAUGGGUAAGGCCAGCGACCCAGGGAAGUGACCGGGACAAUGACCGGCAAAGGAACAACCGGCAAAGGGAGCAACAGCCUGCCCCUGACAAAGAUCAUAUUGGGAUGAUCUUUGGCGGACCCGAGGGCGGAGAUUCAGCCGCGCAGCGGAAAAACUGGGUUCGCAGCAUUUACGUUGGAGAGGUGAAUGCCGAACCGGCCAGGCGUAAGUAUCCCAGGAGGGAGCCAAUAGUCUUCACUGACCGGGACCUCCCUCCUACAGGUGAGGAUCACAAUGAUCCAUUGGUCAUCACCAUGGACAUCAACGGGGUGGACGUCGCCCGGGUACUUGUUGACACCGGCAGCAGUGUCAACAUCCUUUACCUUUACCUGGAGACCUUCCAAAAACUCAGGUUGUGUCGGACACAACUUGAACCCCUCAAAACUCCUCUCUCAGGUUUCACGGGGGACACAGUGGAAGCUGAGGGGUCCAUAGUUCUACCGGUCGAACUAGGAUCGGGCGAAAAGACCGUGUGGAAGAGGAUGCGGUUCAUCGUUGUGGACAUCAAAUGCGUCCACAACGCCAUCCUUGGAAAGCCUGGCAUCAACAAGGUCGGGGCGGUGAUUUCCAUGCCGCACCUGUGCAUGAAGUUCCACACUUCGGGCGGUGUGGGAGAAGUGAGGGGCGACCAGAGGAAUGCCCGGGAGUGCUAUGCCCGGGCGGUUAAAAAGAUGACUAAGGGGGUCAACGUCAUCUCCCAAGAGAUCACAAAGGGAGAGACCCGGGAGAAAUUGGAGCCCGAGGCCGAGACGGUGGAAAUCGAACUUCACCCGGGAAUAUUUCCGAACCAGAACACGACAAAGGCGCAGCCCCCCACGCAAGAUAACAAGGCUGCUCAGAACUAGUCGCCUCACACCCCAGUGGCAGCGUGCCCCCACGUGGGCGCACGUGGUCCUGUCCCCCCAACUUAGUAUAUAUACCUCUUGUAACCCUCGAAGAAGGGGAUCCAAAUUCACUCUCUCUAAACUCCCUUGUAAAAGUGACCGGGCACUCUCCGUUUUAAUAUAAUUCGGGCUACAGG
Messenger RNA from Cuscuta campestris, 2687 nucleotides. NCBI's taxonomy places the organism in Eukaryota, Viridiplantae, Streptophyta, Magnoliopsida, Solanales, Convolvulaceae. The record is from the annotation of a GenBank genome assembly.